Molecule: messenger RNA, 977 nt
Organism: Drosophila busckii
Lineage: Eukaryota; Metazoa; Arthropoda; Insecta; Diptera; Drosophilidae
Product: transmembrane protease serine 9
Exons: 4
Coding region: 35-901 (288 amino acids)
Biological process (GO): proteolysis
Molecular function (GO): serine-type endopeptidase activity
Source: RefSeq, a predicted model, not a curated record
GCAACGGCAGGCGCUUAACGGUUAAAACAGUAAAAUGUUUUUGUUUAUUUACUUGACUGUUCUAUUGCUCGCAGAGCAGUCAGUUCAAGCGCAAAUCGCCUUUACCAAGCUGCCUUGCACCGUGCGUAAUCCCAAAAUUGUGGGCGGCAGCGAAGCUGAGCGAAAUGAAAUGCCCUUCAUUGUCAGUUUAAUGCGCCGUGGUGGCCACUUCUGUGGCGCCACCAUUAUACACGAACGCUGGAUUCUAACAGCCGGUCACUGCAUCUGCAAUGGCUUGAAUGAGAUUAUGAAACCCACGCAAAUUCAAGGUGUUGCUGGGCUACACAGUAUUAGAGAAUACCAUAAUAGCAUCAACAAUGGGCCUGAUGCUGUGCGCGUGGACUUUAAGCGCAUUGUGCCCCACCCCCAAUACAAUUGCAAUAAUGUUCAACAUGAUAUAGCGCUACUGGAGCUACUUCAUCCAAUUGAGUUCACAUCGCAUAUACAGCCCAGCUGCAUAAAUUCGGACAAGGCGCUCGAUAGUGCAGAGCAGGAGCAUGAAUUUGGCACUGUCUCUGGCUGGGGCUGGACGCAAGAGAAUCAGGCAGAAGGCGAACGUUCAGAUAUAUUGCGCAAGGCUACAGUCAAAAUUUGGAACAACAUAGCCUGUGAGCGUUCCUAUCGUGCACUUGGCAAGUCCAAUAGCAUCACAGACACACAAAUGUGUGCCGGCUAUAUGAAUGGUCAAAUUGAUUCGUGUUGGGCUGAUUCUGGUGGCCCACUCAUGUCCAAGGAUCAUCAUUAUCUAUUGGGCGUUGUGUCUACAGGAAUUGGCUGUGCGCGUCCUGGCUUGCCAGGAAUCUAUACAAGAGUCAGUAAAUACGUACCGUGGAUGCGAGAUGUGAUCUUCAACAAAAACUAGUCGCUAAGCAACUUAAUAAAUUACUGUGAUAUUAGCUGUGUACACUUAAUAAUAAGCCAAAUAAAUACUAAACUUA